This is a messenger RNA of Rotaria socialis, 591 nucleotides long. Lineage: Eukaryota; Metazoa; Rotifera; Eurotatoria; Philodinida; Philodinidae. The record is from the annotation of a GenBank genome assembly.
AUGGAAGAAGUAAUUAGAUCACUUAUUAAAUUUGGUGGUACUCUUAAUGAAGAUGUUGUUAAAUGGCUGCACGAUAUGGAAGAAAUAUUUGAUCGAGUACAAUUACGACCAUCAAAUAAAUUUAUAGUUGCACAAUCUUAUCUAACAAAGACUGCUGCCAUGUGGUUUAGAUUUAAUAAAUCUAAUAUUCCUGAGUGGUCCACUUUCCAGAUUGAAAUUGUUAAAGCUUUUCAAUUAUCAACUGCAUUAAAAAUGUCUUUAAUUUCAACAAUACCACAACAAGAAAAAGAGAAUGAAAAUAAUCGAAUUGAUUUAAUUAAUGAUAACCAAAUUAAAUCAUUUGAAGCUUUAGAAAAUAAAUGUUUACGUAAAAAUGAACAAGUGCAAGCACAAUGUUCAGAUGUAGCAGAUGAUUAUGAUCAAUUAGAACAGCAAGGUGCAUCUAUUAAUAAGUCAGGCUCUGUUGAACCUGAUGUUGAAGAUGUUUUUGAAACUAUUGCUGAAAGUAUGGGAAGUUUACCAGUUGAUGAUUCAUUAACUUGUACUGUUACACCACCGAAGGUUCAAUAUUUACUGUCCGAUAAUCAUUGA